Molecule: messenger RNA, 804 nt
Organism: Alternaria alternata
Lineage: Eukaryota; Fungi; Ascomycota; Dothideomycetes; Pleosporales; Pleosporaceae
Exons: 2
Coding region: 103-507 (134 amino acids)
Source: RefSeq, a predicted model, not a curated record
CCCGAAAAGAUUGGGGGUUUUUUUUUCUGGCUCGACUCCGCGACAUGUGGUUCAAAUGGUUUGGAGAACACUUUGACCGCCCUCUUCAGCCUAAUGUAGGCCAUGUUUGCUCCAUCAGAAACGGACAGGAUCUAUCCGUCAACUACGGUGAUGUACUUGGCUCCCUGUAGUCUGGCGAGUAUGUCCGUCUGCGUCGUCAAAGGAUACGCAUCCUUGAUAGCACAGAAGUUGGUUUCUCGCAUGUCUGACACGGGUCGUCCUUUCCAUUCGAUCGCACCUAAGCUUACAGUUUGCCUUCUUUCGUGUACACCUUUUUCCAGACUACGAAAACAGGGACGGGGAGAGGCGCAGGCAGGCGCAGGCAGGCGCAUACAGUCAUUGAGCCGAGACCAAGUACAACAAAUGCAACUCAAACACCCUCCAUCAAUCCGGCAGUUGAAAAGCUUUCAAAGCCGCACCUUCUGCGGUGUGUGCGCACAAUCUAUCCAAAGUAGUGGAUCUAUCUGAGUUGGACAUCUCUUCUUCCUUGGAGGUUACUUGGACUUUGGGGUAUAUACUGCGCGAAGAACGCAAACAGGCCAGAGGUUUCUCCGCGAAUCGAUCGCGUGUUGUAAGAAGGUACGAGAUAAGCAGACUCGGAUAUAACAUUCGCGCUACUGUCUAGCCAAUUUGAACGUAUCUAGGAUUCAAAGAUUGCUGAAUGCCAUCAAUUUGACCUUUUGACAGGUUUAUCGUCUGUGUUUCAGAGCCAACGUGAGAGAGACUGCGCGUGGAUGGUCAGGCAUUGCAAUGAGAAAUGAAUGU